AUGGGAUCGCUCUCUGAUAGUUCCAGCAGACGCAGGGACUGGCUCGUAAGCGAGGACGAUAGCGAGUGUUUCUUGAAGCCGGCCAAGUUCUCGCAAGAUGACAUCAACGUCUUCCACAACGCCGAAGCGACAGUCGCCAGUGAUGGUUUACUGCAAUUGCAGAGAAUCUGUGACAGCCUCCAACAGGAUAACGUUUUGAUCACCGACCGCGUCUCUUUCGGCAAGAGGAUCUGGGACUUGCAUACCUACGAAGAGGACCCGGCAGCGUUCCCGAUCCAAAACGUACCGAUCAAAUGCAACAUAUUAUCCAGCAUGUCGGAACUGCUCCGCAACCGUCGACACGACGACCUGUCGGACGACUCAAUGGAAAAAGUGGCGAAAGUGCUGGACUAUCUCCGAAAACUUUCAGAGGCAGCAGUGUUCAAUGACGCCUCUAAGCCGCCCAAAGCGGUCGAGAGGGUGCGAACACUAGACCCGUCUCGCUCGAGAAGACCGAUGUCCGGUUCGUUUUCCCACAGGAAGUCCAACCGGCCCAGUGCUGCCGCUGGCGGGCGAGCCAGCGGCCAGAAGGGCAAGGAGCUGAGCAUUGAUAACAUCAGCAAGUUCCACGAGUACAAGCCCCUCAUAGUCUCGCUUCACUCCAGAUUGAAGCUACUCGACCAGAAAAACCGCAGAAACGAUCUCAUCUUCGACUUUGUGCUGCACAAUAUAUGUAAAUUCAUUCUUGAUGACUGCAAAUUGCUGCUGAUCGACUACAUAGAGAGGGAAAUCCUGAAUUUAUAG
Molecule: messenger RNA, 783 nt
Organism: Torulaspora globosa
Lineage: Eukaryota; Fungi; Ascomycota; Saccharomycetes; Saccharomycetales; Saccharomycetaceae
Exons: 1
Coding region: 1-783 (260 amino acids)
Source: RefSeq, a predicted model, not a curated record